This is a messenger RNA of Knipowitschia caucasica, 336 nucleotides long. NCBI's taxonomy places the organism in Eukaryota, Metazoa, Chordata, Actinopteri, Gobiiformes, Gobiidae. The record is from the annotation of a GenBank genome assembly.
AUGAUUGUGGACUUCAGGAAGAGCACUGUCCCCCUGCCCCCACCCUCCGUGAUGGACUCCCCCAUCACCUCUGUGGAGUCCUUUCGUUUCCUGGGCACCACCAUCACCCAGGACCUCAAGUGGGAGCCGACCAUCAGCUCCCUCAUCAAGAAGGCCCAGCAGAGGAUGUACUUCCUGCGGCAGCUCAGGAAAGCCAAGCUGCCUGCACAGAUGUUGGUGCAGUUCUACACGGCCAUCAUCGAGUCCAUCCUCACCUCCUCCAUCACCGUGUGGUUCGCUGGAGCCACAGUCAGGGACAGAGACUACAGCGGAGUGUGCGCUCUGCAGAGGAAGUGA